Messenger RNA from Taeniopygia guttata (zebra finch), 8807 nucleotides. The record is from RefSeq and is a predicted model, not a curated record. Lineage: Eukaryota; Metazoa; Chordata; Aves; Passeriformes; Estrildidae.
AAGGAUUUGGAAAAGAGGUUCUGGGGGGAAAAUGGGGAGCAGCUCCAGCAUUCUCCCAAAUAUUUCUCCUCCCUCUGGAGCUUCCCCCUCCAGCCUCUGAUCCUUUGAUUUCCCAGCUGGAAUCUCUCCUGGCUGACCUUGGAAGCCACAUGGGAAAUCUUGGGAAAAUUAAGGAUGGAGGUCAAGGCUGAGCGAGAAAUUCCAUUUAUUAUGUAGAAUCCUGGGAUUAUUUUGGUUGGAAAAAAUCAUUAAAUCAUCAAAUCCAGCCCCAAAUUCCCUCAGCACAUUCCUAAAAGCUACGGGAGUUUCUUGGUUUGGGAUUUUUCCCUUUUGUUUGCCUCAUUUCCCAUAUUUUGAGGAAAUGGGGAUGUUGGAAAACAGCCUCCCCAUGGAGCUGAGUGCUUUUAACUCUGCUAGCUGAAAAGGAUGAAGCAGCACAUCCAUAAAAUCAUCCAGGAUGCGGCGCUGCCGGCGGCUCUGUGCCCCCGAGUGUGCGGCGCUGGCACAGAGCCCCGCGGGCUCAGCCCCACUGCGGCAGCCCCUGGGCCUGGGGAGUGCAGCAGGAGUGAGGAACCACAGCCUUCAUCCCACCCCCGGCACACAGACACGUCCCACAGCGCCAGGCAGGCAGAGGAAGAUCCAGGAUUUCUUCAGGGUGAAGGCAAAGCCGCCAGCAGGAGCUGCUGGUGCACAGAGCCGUGGGAUGAAGGAAAAGCCACUGGAUCCCUUUUCCCCUGGAGCUCCCCGUGGGAUGAAGGCAGAGCCGCUGGAUCCCUUUCCUCCUGCUCCUCCCUCUCCCUUCAGCAGCCCCUCCCUUUCCCUGCCACCUCCCAGGGCACAUCCCAGGAAAAGAGCGAUUCCCAAGGCAGAGCAGCAUCUCUGGGAGGAACCCAAGGAGAAGAUUCCAGAGCUCAGCGGGAUCCAGCAGGAAUGGCAAGAGCUGGAAGUGGAGCCCCUUCCCGAUUCCCACUACGGGCUCCUGGGCACUCGGAGCUGGCAAGUUCCUCAGGGAUCUAUGGAUGAUCUUCCUCCUGAAAUCCUCAGGAAUAUUUUUGCUUUCCUGCCAGUGCUGGAUCUGUACCAGAGCCUCAGCCUGGUGUGUCGCUGCUGGAGGGAGAUAAUCCGGGAUCCACAGUUUAUCCCUUGGAAAAAGCUCUACCACCAAUACCUGAAGAAGGAGGACUCAGCCCUGCAGAGAGUGGAGCAGAUCCUGCAGGAAUUUUCCAUAACCAAGGAGCAGCAGGGAUGUGUGCUGGGGCUGGUCAGGUUGGUCUCAUCCACAGCACCCAAGGUGGAUCCCAGCGCGCUUCUCCAGAUUUUGGAAAGUCAUCCCCUCUUCCCAAAGGCUCAAGUCUGUGUCCUCAGCAAAUUCCCAGAUUUACAGAGCAAGCCUGGGCCAGAGAAGAUGUGGGCGAUCUUUGCUGUCAUGGUGCUGUUCUCUGACGGUGUUGGUGACAUCCAGAGGCUCCUGGGAUGUUUCCGGAGGCCCCACUCGCCGCUGGCCGUGCUGGAGGUCACCGAGGUGCUGCACUGCAUGGCCACGCUGCUCCUGGCCAUGAGGAACAAGAGCAUUCCCAUCUCCAACAGGCUUCACUACAAUAUUUUCUACUGUUUGUAUCUGAUGGAAAAUGCCUGUGGAAUUGUGCAGCCUCUGGAAGAGGGAAGAGUGAAUUUGUGUUCCAGUGGAUGGGCUGAUGUCAAACUGACCCAUGAACAGCAGAGGAUUUUGAGUCACAAAAUUGAGCCUGGCCAAACAGUGAAAAUAAUGGCAUUUGCAGGCACAGGGAAAACCUCAACCUUGGUCAAGUACGCGGAGAAAUUCUCAGAGCUGAAAUUCCUUUACCUGGCUUUUAACAAAGCUGUGGCAGAGAAGGGGGAAAAGGUUUUUCCAAGGAAUGUCACCUGCAAGACCUUCCACUCCUUGGCUUUUGGAAGCAUUGGGAGACGCUACAAAGAGAAAGGCAAGCUGAACUUUUCCAAGAUGUCCGUUUAUUCCAUCAGCUUCCUCCUCCGGAACAGGAAGGGCCAACCCCUGUUUGUAAGAGGGAAAACAGUGUCCCAAACCUUGGAAAACUUCUUCUCCUCCUCAGAUGAGGAGAUCUGUGAGGAGCACACGCCCCUGUGGUUCAAAAACGCUCAGGGACUGAUGCAGCUCGUGAGCCAAGAGGAAAAGAGAAUCAACGUGGAAGAGGCCAAAGAGAUUUGGGACAACAUGAAGAAGCUGGAUGGAGACGCACAGAAGAAAUACAAGAUGACUUGUGAUGGAUAUUUGAAACUUUGGCAGCUCAGCAAGCCCCAGCUCUCGGGAUACGAUGCCAUUUUUGUGGAUGAAGCCCAGGAUUGCACUCCAGCCAUCGUGGAUAUUGUGCAAUCCCAAAAAUGUGGGAAAAUCCUGGUGGGAGACCCUCACCAGCAGAUCUACACCUUCCGAGGGGCCGUCAACACCCUCUACUUGGUGCCUCACACCCACAUGUACUACCUGACCCGGAGUUUCCGCUUCGGCCCCGAGAUCGCCUACGUGGGCUCCACGAUCCUGGACGUGUGCAAAGGGAUCCGCAGUAAAACCCUGGUGGGAGGGAGGCAAAAGGGGGACGUGCGGGGAGGCCGGGAGGGGAACGUGGCGCUGCUGUCCCGGAGCAACUGGAACGUGUUUGAGGACGCCGUGGAAUUCUCUGGGAGAGACCCCCCGGCCAAAAUCCACGUCAUUGGGGGAUUGGAGAGAUUUGGCCUGAGCAGAAUUUAUGACAUUUGGAAGCUCAGCUUACCUGCAGAUGUCAGGAAAAACUCAAACCUGGUAAUUGAAGAUUCCUUCAUCAAAAAAUGGGAAGACUCGGAGGGGCUGCCGGGGCUGAGGGAAUACGCGGCGCGUGUGGACGACAGGGACCUGGAGGUGAAGAUUUCCAUCGUGGAGAAGUACCGGGAGAGGAUCCCAGAGCUGGUCACCAGGAUCAGAGGCAGCCACGUGUCCCAGGAAUCCCUGGCAGAUUUUCUCAUCGGGACCGUGCACCAAGCCAAGGGCCUGGAAUUCGACACCGUUUGCGUCGCGGAUGAUUUUGUGCAAAUCCCUUCUGUCAGUGGGGCUUUCCUGAGAAUGAACAUUGCUCUUGACAGGACCCCUCAGGAUGAGUGGAACCUGCUCUACGUGGCCGUGACCAGAGCCAAGAAGUGCCUGCUGAUGUCCAAAUCCCUGGAAAACCUUUUAUGCCUGGCUGGAGAGCGUUUUCUCCGGGUGGAGCUGCUGAGUGAGGCUGGGAAGGACAAGGAUGCAGCUCCUGUUGCUUGCUGUCUGUCAGGAUGUACAAAAUCCCUGGAACUCAGCUCCGGGCUGGUGGUGAAGAAGCUCCCAUUGAUUCACAGCGAUGGCAGCCAGGACCCAGGGGGAUUCCUUUGCCAGGCUUGCACCCAGAUGUUCUUUGGCUCCCUGACUCCACUCACCUCUUUCCCAACAAUCCAGUAGGAGCCCAUCCAGCUCUAACAAAGCCCUCCAGCUUCCCAGAUCUAUCCUGGAUGUGGCACAAAUCCUCUUGGCACAUCCCAGCUCCAAAUUCCAGGUGAACGUUGGAACAGGAUUUCAGUCCAGCUCCAAAUUCCAGGAUGUUCCCAGCUCCAGAGGAACUUCCAGGCUCCCUGGGAGUGAUGUGAUGCCUUUCCUCUAGCCCUGCCUCAUCCUCCAGGAGCUGGGAGUGGGAUAUCCAGAGGAAUCUGCACUUUAGGAAUGGAUCAGACAGAACAGGAUUAAUUUUGGAACAUUCCCUCUCUUCCCCCUGUCAUCCAGGGGAUAUUCCUGAAAAUCUCAUCAUUCCUGGAAAUCCCUCUGAUCUGCUGGAUAAAGAGGAAACACAACGCUGGAAAGUAUCCAAAGAAAGUUUACUUCUUGUAAAUGAACUGUUCCUGUCCAGCCAUGGGAGGAAAUCAUGACACUCUCCCAGUGAAUUAAUUUUCUAUCCUUGAAGCUGAGGGGUUUCCUUGGAUUCUUUCCCUUCUCCCUGCAGCCAACCAGGAAGGAAGAAAUGAGGUAGCAGCAGAAAAAUUCCUUUGGACUGGUUCCAGCCAAACUCAGGGACAAACUGAAGAGGGAUUUCCUAUCCUAAAAUUAAGUGCAUAGCCAACAAAAAGCCUUAACACUUCCUUUGUGUCUCUUCCCUGCCCUUAAAUACCCUUCAUUUCCCGGGAAUGCUCAGGUGGAUCACGCUCUCAGUGCGCUGUGCCACAAUUCCAGAGGCUGUGCCAUGGGAAAUCAAAACUGAAAGUGGUUUUAGGAAUCUGCCCUUGGACACAGGCUGGAGCUGUGGGCUGUGCCUGCUGCAGGAAUCUCAGACAUCCUGAUUUUUUCCAUUCAUGGAGCUGCUUCCCUCCCUCUCCUUUCAAUAUCAAAGCCAACUCAGGAAUGCAUUCCCAUCGUGGGCAGGAAUUCCCUCAAACCCUUGGAUCGGGAUGGAAGCCAUUGGAUCAGGCACCUCCAGUGCUCCCUUCCAGCCUCUCCUGUUUCCCGAGCAUCCCAAGUUCCUUGGGAGCAGGGAUGUGCCCAGUGCUGUGCCUGUCACACAUCCCGGGAUCAGAGGCACAAACAGGGCAAGAGCAGCAUGGAAAAGCUGUGGAAUUUCAGCUGUUGGAUCCCUCCUGCUUCCCAAGCUUUUUGAGAACUGGCAGCUUCAGAGGGUGGGAAUGAACCCUUCACUUGCGUGGUGUCCAAUGAGAAUGUCCUUGGUGCUGUGGGGAUGGAUUCAUCCCAAUCCAGUCCUUCCCAGCUGAGACAUCCAGUUAAAGAAUCCACUGCUCUGUUAUUUUCUAUAUAAAAUAUAUGUAUUUAUACAUAAAAAUAAAUAGCUACCUUUUCCAGGAAACAACAAGUGGAUAAAACCUGGAUAAGGAAACAACAAGUGGAUAAAACCUGGAUAAGGAAACAACAAGUGGAUGGAUAAAGGAAAAACACACAAAAGGAAAAUAUUCCCUGAAUUGUGUUAUUUGGUCCUUGCUGAGACUGCUCCAGCUUGGAUUCCCCGUGAGCCGGUGGGGAUCGGGAUCCAGAGCCGGGAUCGGUGCUGGAAGUGCUUCCAAAGGAUCCCUGAGCUGUGUGUGGGGUGGGAUGCUCCCAACACCUUUGGCUCUGGCCCAGUGGCUGGAAGAGAGCAGGAAAGGGAUGAGGAGGUGGGGAAAUGCUUGGCUGGGUCCCUCUCCGUCCAUUUUCUGGGAUCUGGGACAAAGCCAGGAAAGGGAUGAGGAUGUGGGAAAAUGCUUGGCUGGGUCCUUCUCCAUACAUUUUCUGGGAAAGGGAUGGGGCAAGUAUCCAGCGAAACCAACUCUAUCCAUGCUCCUAGACAGGGAAUAGGAAUUACCUGGGGCAGGGCAGCUCAGCUUCAUCCCAAACCCCAUCCCGACAUCCCAACCCUCUCCCUACCCACUGCCAGCAUCCCCACGGCCAAUUCCGCCAAAUCCCAGCUCCCAGUGCAAGACACCCACCCACCUAUGGGAUCAUCCAUGGGAAUCAUCCAUGUUCAGGCCGGGAAGAGCAGCCAAGCAUCCCUGGCUGCUCCUCAGGGAAGCAUCCAGAAUUCCAUCCUCCGGCAUCCCUCGGGAUGGUGGGUGCGCCCAGUGUCCCCAGGGUGGGCGCUCAGCCCGUGGGGACAAUGACAGGAGGUGCCACCUCCUCACUCCCAGGAGGAUGAGCCUCCAUGGGAAUGUCCAUCUCUGUCUCCAUGUAGCCCUGCCUGGUGCGCCUGUGCAGGGAAGAGGAGCAUCAGUGGCAUUCCGAGGCUUUUCUUUGGAAAAGCUUUGGAAAACUCAUUCCUGGGGUUUGGCACUUACUUCCUCCUCCUCCAGCAGCAGACGGCCGCAAUUCCAAUGGCCAGCAGCACCAGGAGUCCUGAGGGAUGGACACUCAGGCUUACCAACAGAAGAGGCCACGGACUGGAUGGAAACUGGAAAAAAAGAAAGAAAAGAAAUUUUGAGCUGGAGAGGUAGGAAAGGGAUGGAUGCUGGGAGGAACCUCACUGAAAAGGAGGUUGGAGAGAAGGAAGAAUUCCAUUGGAAAAGCAGAAGAAACAAGCCCCAGGGGAGGAACGGAACAUGGGUGGCACUCGUAUUUCUCCAGUCCCAGAUUCCCAUGGAGCACUUACGGAUGCACUGGAGCGUGGGGUCGGUCCAGCGGGGCUCGGAGCCGUUCCAGAGGAUGCACUGGAUGAGUUGCUUGGAAUCUUCUCUUCCCAAAAAAUGCCCAAGUUGUUCAAACAAGAUCCCAGCAGCGCCACUCUCCAGGAUCACCAUCCAUGGAUUGCAGCUUGUUUGAUGGGACCAAGCACAUCCCAAGAGGGAAAAGGGGAGGAAUCAGCUGGAGAUGCAGGAUUUAGGCUUUAAUUCCUCAGAAGUGAGUUGGAAUUUCCCAUGGAUGGAUCAUCCCAGGUGCUCAAAGGCUCAUCCCCUUCUUGGCCAACCUCCCAAAGGAGCCGACCAUGCCAGGAAAACACCUCCAGCUGCCUUAUUUCCACCUGGAUCCUGCUGGGAUAAAGCAUCCAGCUUGCAACGUGCUUGAUAUUUUGCAUUUCCAUGGAUUUUUUUACUUCAUUUAUUCUGUUUUUCUCCACCAGGAAAAACUUGUCUGUUCUCCUUAAAAAAUUAUCAGGAAAAGGCCCAGAGAGGUGGGGUUUUUCUGCUCAAAAUUUAAAAGCCAUGAGCCAAAAAAAAAAAAAAAGAGAAGAAAAGAGGAAUUUCACAAAUCUGGAUGCAAGAAAAAUCCAUGAGAAAUGCCAAGAUCAUGUAAAUAAAUAAAACUUUCAUGUUUUAACUCAGAAGUAUUUCCAGCUGAGCAGGAGAGAACAGUGGGAACAUCGUGGGAUACAGCAGCACAUCCCGAAUUAUCCAUCACAUGAACUAAAAGAAAUAAAUAUUUGUUUUCUCUAAUACCCCCUAAACCCACGUUUUUUGCCCCAAACAGGGAUCCUGGUGGCAGCACUGCUGCCUGGAGUGUUGUCUGGAUGUCUGGGCUUGGUGGUCAGUGAGGAAUGACUUUAAGGGGGGCUAAUUUUAGGUGUUUUAGGGGCUCUUCUGACUUUUGUCCCCCAAGACUUUUAUGUUCCCGGCCAUUCUGUUAUAAAUAGGGAUAAAUUCAUUUCCCAGGGCUUCAGGAGCACACAGCAGCUUGGAGAAGAGUGAGCACUGAAGCUGUGCCAAAGUUUUGCAUUUCCUUCCAUCCUUACUUCACAGAAUCCUUCGCAGCUGCCACAUUAUCAGCAAAUUAAAUAUUUCCUAAUGGUCUUUCUGCUUCCAGCAGCUCCUGGGAGGAUGAGCCAGAGCAGAGUUCCAAGGGUGGAGUUGUGAUGAGAUUUUUCCCAAAGCUCCAAGAGCAGCAGAGCUGGGGAAGGGUCUGGAAAAUCAGGAAAAGCUGAGGGAGCUGGGAAGGGGCUGAGCCUGGAGAAAAGGAGGCUCAGGGGGGACCUUGUGGCUCUGCACAAGUCCCUGCCAGGAGGGGACAGCUGGUGGGUCAGGCUGUCGGGCUCCAGGGGGAUUUUAGGGAAAAUUUAUUCCUGAAAAAGUUGGUAAAGCAUCGGAAUGGGCUGCCCAGGGCAGGGGUGGAGUCCCCAUCCCUGGAGGGAUUUAAAGCCAUGCAGAUGUGGCACUUGGGGACAUGGCUCAGUGGUGGCCUUAGCAGUGCUGGGUUAAUUCAGUGACUUUGAAGGUGUCUUUCAGCUAUCAUGAUCCAGUGAUUCCAGGAUUUUGGACUUUAGCAGCACCAAGACAAUGAUGUGACCUUCCAGGCUCAGCAGCCACGGACAACUCCUGGUGCCAUGGAAAACCCACGGAGCGCACCCAGGCCAAAAUCCCACAGUGAUGCAGCUGCCAUGGGUCCAUCACACCCAUCCUAAAAUCACCCCCAAACUCCCUGGACACUGUGAGGAGGUGGUGUGGGAAUGCCAAGAGCGAGACCACCCAGGCUGUGGGAAGGAGCCACUGCUGCAUUUAUGGCCUCGGGCUGGAGCAAUUCCAGCCUUUCCAGAGCUUUCCAAGGGAAAUGUGUCCCUGCUGGAGUGGCAGAAGUGUGACCCCACAGCUGAGGAAUCCAGCAGGAACCAGAGGAGCAUCAGGGUGGGCUGUGCUCACCUCAGGGGAUCUCCGGUGGGAUUUUUUGGAACUUCAGCUCCUUUUUGGUGCGAGAGGGGAAAGCAGCUGUGAAACCACCCCGGGGGAUUUUGGCCACGGGGUUGCUCGAGGUCUCAGCGUCUAGUUUGGGGACUUCCAGUUCUCAGAUGUUUUUGAGAACCAACCUUUUCCCAAAGAGAAUCAGCAGAUUUUGGUCCCGAGCCUUUAUUUGAUCCAAUUAAAUUAUUCGAGGACGGAAGAGCGCUGAACAAAACAUGAGGUUGUGAAAAUUGCAGCUGGAGGCUUGGACACAUCUCCUUUUCCCUGCAAAUAACAUUCCCAGAGGGAUUCUCCUGAAAAAAAAAGUGAAUUCAGACCUUUUUGCAUUCUCUGAGGGUGAGAAGGAAGAGGGAAGAUUUUCCACCCUGACUUUCUAGGAAUAAAUAAACAUCCAUCACGUGGGAUUUGGUUCCUUUUCCCCUUCUAUAAUUAAUUCCAGUCAGCUGGGGAAACCCUUUCCUUUUAAAGUUUAUCUUUCCUUUUUAAAGUUUAUCUUUAUAAAGUCUAAAGUUUGUAUUCCUUUUUAAAGUUUAUCUUUAAAGUCAGUAAUUAUCAAAUUCCACUUGGCUCUGCUGUCAAGAGCUGGGAAUUAUGAUAGGCUGGGAAUCUUGAAUAUAAACCUGUGCUAAAUCACUGGGAAAACUUGUAAAUAAACCCAAAUAUUCCCCUUGGAA